AUGUCUUACCCCACUAAAGGCGAUGUUCUCAUUAUCCCUGCCUAUAGUGCAGAAUCUGAGCUCGCGACCCUGGACAUUCAGUGGUCUCAGUCUUUCCGCACCCGCACUGCUCGCUACUAUGUCGUCCGAGCCCAGAACCAGUCCAAGGGCAACGUCGACGUCCUUCUUUUUGUCCAGGACCGUUUCUACAAGGAAGAAGGUAGCAAUGACUACAUUGGCAAGAUUGCUAGGAGGGAGGGCAACUCCUGGAUUGUCAGCAUCAGUGACCGGUUCCAGUACGGUCAGAAGAACAAGAAUGGCGACGGCCGCUGGGUAGCCCUCCAUGACAAGGACAACAAACCAUACCAGCACCGCUUCAUGAUUACAACUAUCCAGGGUCAAGCUGCGGAGUGGGCUAAGAUCCUUGCGAGGCAGUUCGGUGCUGGAGAGAUUGCGGAUGCCGUCAGCAAGCUGGGCAAUAGCUUCAUCGGUGACUACCUUCACACUUUCUAA
Molecule: messenger RNA, 492 nt
Organism: Fusarium keratoplasticum
Lineage: Eukaryota; Fungi; Ascomycota; Sordariomycetes; Hypocreales; Nectriaceae
Exons: 3
Coding region: 1-492 (163 amino acids)
Source: RefSeq, a predicted model, not a curated record